UGAAGGACUUAAGCCAUACAGCUUCGUAAUCACAGAGGACUGACUCAGAGAUACAACAGAACUCCAGGAUGCUGUGUGUAAAUGAUGGACUGUUCAUUAAGCUUAUCGAGUCCUUCAGCGCUUUGGUCACCGUGAUUCUCCUUCUACUGGCUGAAUGUAGAGGCCAGUCUCUGGAGGUUGGACCAGCUCAAACAAUAGUGACUUUACUUGGUGAAGACGUCACCUUGCCAUGCCACCUGGAACCUGCAGCUGAUGUUUUUUCCAAGAGUGUGGAGUGGGGGAGACCUGACCUGGAACCCAGAUUUGUCCACGUGUGGCAUGAAGGUAAAAACUUUCUGGUCAGCCAAAACCCGUCUUACAAAGGAAGAACAUCGCUGUCCAUCGAGAAUCUGAGGCAGGGAGACCUUUCACUGAGACUCUCUGCAGUGAAACUCUCCGAUAAUGGAAUGUACAGAUGCUACUUUCCCUCAAAAAAUAAAAGAUCUACCGUUGAACUCGUUGUUGGUUCUGUCUCCUCACCGGUCAUAGCUGGGAUUAACAUAGACAGCAGUAGAGUGAUUCUACAGUGUGAGUCUAAAGGCUGGUAUCCAGAGCCUGAGGUGGUCUGGCUGGACGGUGAGGGAAACCUCCUCUCUGCUGGACCUACAGAGACAGUCAGAGGUCCUGAUGACCUCUAUACUGUCAGCAGCAGAGUGACUGUGGAGAAGAGACACAGCAUCAACUUCAUCUGUAGAGUCCAACAGAAGGACAUCAACCAGACCAGAGAGAUAGAGAUCCAGGUUUCAGCUGAUUACUUUGUGGAUACAUCUUCUUCUUCUGCUGCUCGUAUCGGCAUUAUAGUGGUUGCUGUCCUCGUUUUUAUUCUUGCAGCUGCCUUUGUUGUGUGGAAGUUGAGAGAAAACCAAACCAAAGACACAAAGCUGCACCAUGAGGCUGAAACUGGAAACAGAGAGAGAGAGCAGCUCAUGGCAGAAGAACAGAAGAAAGAGGAAGAACAGAAAGACUUGGUUAAAACACUGACAGAACAAAGGAAGGAACUGCAAAACCAAGAAGAUAAACUCAAACAGCAAUCGAAAGACAUGGAGAAAAACAUUGAAGAUAUUGAGAACAAGCUUCAGUCAGUGGAGAAGAUGCCAGGAAGUGAACAAUGCUGUGAACUGAAAGAGAUCAUAUUAAUGGCCAAAAAACAGCUGCUGGAGAGAAAACAUGGAGAUGAACAACUUUACCUGGAAACACGGACACUAAAGAAUAAAACAACCGUUUUGUUAAACACAAUGACAGGACAGGACGGUUGAAGUAAAGAACCAUAAGGAGAAAAUCAAUGAGCAACUGGAGGAGAUUCAGAGGAAACUUCAGUCAGAGCAGAAACAGAGAACCAUUCAGAUUAACAAUAGACAACAACUAAGUUUUAAUACUUUCUGGUGCUGAUAAAGAUGUUUGUGUAUCAGUAAUAAGAUAGUAAACCAUUUUCACAUGACAGGUUGGAUUUUAGUAAUAAUAGUAAUAUAUCUAUAAGAAACAUUAUAACAUUUCAUAAGUUGCUUCUUGAUAGAAGCAAUGUGUUUCCAAUAAUGACUGUAUUACUCAAUGCCUGCUUUUGUACUGUGUUAUAAGUCAAUUUUAUUUUCAUGUAUGUUUAAAGUAUCUUUUUAUGAACUGUAAUAUUGUGAUUUAUAACUAUUAUAUGUGAUCAUUGAAGCAUUUUCUUAAUUUCUUGAUGGAAAAUUGUUCUAUAUUAUAUAUCUGUUGAUCUCUGGACUGUGUAUAUAUUUGUGUAUUUUACAGUGUGUGUCACAGUUCAUUUUAUUUUUAUUAAAGUUUUCUUUAACAUUGUUA
This is a messenger RNA of Dicentrarchus labrax (European seabass), 1836 nucleotides long. RefSeq names its product butyrophilin subfamily 2 member A1-like. The record is from RefSeq and is a predicted model, not a curated record. NCBI's taxonomy places the organism in Eukaryota, Metazoa, Chordata, Actinopteri, Moronidae. The coding region runs from base 69 to 1295 and encodes 408 amino acids. The transcript has 6 exons.